GCAUUUUUUUGCCUGUUAUGAUGUAAUGUAAUACGUUUUAAAUUUUUUGACGUAUUGCAUUCAUUGAUUUUGAUUGCUUGCCCUGAAAAAAUAAACUGUCAUCGCUGUGCAUCAUGUUAUCAGCUGUUUAAAAGAAAUUUAACAGUAAAUAAAUAUGUUUCAGAAAGUGUGUAUAAUAAAUGUACGCAAUCGUAGUACGGCUGCGCAGUGUAUUUGUGUUUGUUUACUACUAGACUUCAGUUGAUUUCUUGUCUUCGGGAGUGUGUAAAGUGUGAACUAUUUUUGUAAAUAACCUCUAUGAGAGGUGAAUCACAUCGCGUAAAUUUUGAACUUUAGAUAAACUUUAGACUUGAUUGAGCUAUAGUGAGUGAUAGCAAAUGCUUUUUGUAAUUUUAUAUAUGAUAAAGGAAAACAUACCUAUUUUCUAUAUAGUGAAAGUCACAAUUUAAUCGAUAACACUAUGGAAACAGUCACGGUGGCUCGCAAAUGAUAACAAAAUGGAAAAAUGUUUUGUGGCCUGUGGUUGCGACGAUCAAGAAGGUGUAACAAAAGGAGAUUUAGAUCGUUUUACUGAUAAAAUUGAAAACGUCUUGAAUGAUGAAAAGGGCAGGAGGUUGUUUAGAAAUUUUAUGUUCACAACAAAGAUGAAAGACGGCCGAAGAACUUUAGAUUUUUUAGAACACAUCGAAAGACUACUCGGGUAUUCUGAAGAUGCCGAAAGCACAUCGUACCGCAAUUACCUCAGAGAUUUUGAUCGAUUAAUAGAUGAAGCUGAACGGAUAGAAGAACUGGAUUUUGCGACAAUGGAACGACUUGCUAUUGCUCGCGACUCCGAGAACAAAGAUGAAAUGGAAACCGCAUUGAAAUUGUUAAAAGUUGAAGCGAUAAAAGCACUUCGUAGAGAAUAUAGUGCUUUUCGAAGGCACUUUAUUCCAAACAAUUAAAUUGAAUAUUCUUUGCAUUGCUUCUUAAAGCUGUUUAAAAUUCGCGCCAGACUGACAGUACUUACAAUUUUGUAUGAAUUACACUGAUCACAUUGUUAUUUUUAUUGUUUGAACUAAGUUUAAACAGAAUUUGUUAUUUUGUAGUGCAUACGUCAUUAUUUUCGUCCAAAUAAUGUGAUAAUUAUUUAUUUA
Messenger RNA from Papilio machaon (common yellow swallowtail), 1136 nucleotides. RefSeq lists its product as uncharacterized. The coding region runs from base 498 to 944 and encodes 148 amino acids. Lineage: Eukaryota; Metazoa; Arthropoda; Insecta; Lepidoptera; Papilionidae. The record is from RefSeq and is a predicted model, not a curated record. The transcript has a single exon.